This is a messenger RNA of Porites evermanni, 11295 nucleotides long. The record is from the annotation of a GenBank genome assembly. NCBI's taxonomy places the organism in Eukaryota, Metazoa, Cnidaria, Anthozoa, Scleractinia, Poritidae.
AUGGGCACAACUUCACAAUUUGACGCGUCCGACAAAUCGAGAAUUUUGAUAAACGUUGGAGGAUUUCGGCACGAGACGCAUGUAUCAACACUCAAGAACAUCCCUGACACACGACUUUAUUGGAUAGCAGAAAACGUUUUAUCAGACAGCUCGGAAAAACGUGAGUUUUUCUACGACCGCCACCCCGGCGCGUUUACACAAAUUUUAAAUUACUAUCGAACUGGAAAACUGCAUUAUCCAACGGAUAUGUGUGGACCAAUGUUUGAAGAGGAGUUGGGUUUCUGGGGAAUCGACGAAAAACAAAUGGAGCCGUGUUGUUGGGCAACGUAUACGAAACACCGCGAAGCAGAGGAGAAUUUAAAGGAGUUUGUGGGUCCCGUGUUUGAAGAUAUACAACAAAAUGACCUAGAGCGCUCUUCGUCUGAUAUCUCUGGCAUUAAUGAACGAAAGGACAAUGUUUGGAAAAGAAUACAACCAAAGAUUUGGAAUAUUAUGGACGAGCCGCACUCAUCGCAACUGGCGAAGGUACGCUGUUUAUUCUUAUUUCACUCUUCUAUAUUUUAGAUUAUAUUAUUAUAUUUUUUAUUACUUUACUUUCCCCCAUUUUACCACGAAACAUUACAAAUGCACAAACUUCCGACCUUUUUUAAUAGCAUUAUUGUUAACUUUUGGCUUUUUGCGGCUUACGUUUCAAUAAAACUUAUUUGUGGUUUUCGUUGCGUACCAGGGAAAAACCAGACACUCCUCAAAAAAAUCAAGAUAUGUCAAUGGCAGUAAAUUCAAUUUAAAUUAAAACCCGUUUUUCUUUAUUUCUAUCAAAAUUUAAGGAAAUAGAGCUCUUGACUGUGGUUUCUACGCCCCAGGCGGCUAGUUUCGCUGGAACCGUCUCAUUCAGAUUGCGAAAAUUACGCCCGCAACAAUCAAUCCUCAAUGCAAAAUAGUCUAAUCUUUUUUUUUUUUUUUCAAGAAUAGGUUCCGAAGAUAAAGAUAUGUAGACUUCGUUAAUGAUGUUCGUUACUUGCCUCUCGAACUCGACAUUUCUUUGAGUCGCUCGCCACUGUUUUCAUUUUUUUCCUUUAUAAACGAAGACAAAAGAUCAACCUUUAUUUUUCUCAGCCAAUUCUGAAAAAGCAUUUUAAGAUUGAACAGUAAACAGUAAAAUCUCUUUAUUUACUUUUUUUCCUACAAAGCAAAGACCAGGAUGCAACUAUAACACUUAAGCGUGUUUCAAUGCACUCUUUGGGUGGAAAUCGAUAAAUAUUAUCCGGUUUGCACAUUUGGCAAUUUAUAGUAAAGAUAAUGGAAAAGAAAUUGCUUUAUUUCGCGAAAUGCGGUCUGGGUUGUAAAUAUCACCAACGAGGCAAACGUGUUCUUUAUUAAGCAGGGAAAAUAUGGAACGUUCCCACUUUUCAGAGAAAAAAAAACAAAGAAGUUUAGGAUAUUAUAGGCGUAAACAUUGGAUGCAUUAUCAAAGUAUAAACGCAUUAGGCUCAGGUAGUGAGAGUAGAGCCCAAUUUCCUCAAAAUAAACAGAAAGAUACUUAUAAGAGCGCCAUUACAAAAAAAUUCAUUAAACGCUAUCGCAAAUAUGCGACAAGCUAGCUCUUGUUACCAUCAAGCUAUAAGCAGGCGGUUGAUCGGAAAACGAAUUUGACCACAAGAGCUAACAUCAUGGCGGAUGUAUCUCUAAUUAACUAUCGCUAAUAUAAUUCAGGUUUUUAAAGCAGUCAAUUUGUUAGCCAAUAAGAACGCACAGUGAAACAGGUGUUGUUUACGUCACUAAAUGUAAUCGACGUUAUUAAUUGUAUUGUGUUGACUUGUUUGCAUUAAAAGCGCCGCGCUUAGAGGUCUUUUGUUCGCGCGAUUAAAUGCGCUAAAAUUAAGCGCUUUCAGUCUCGAUAAAGACUGCAAAAAAUCCUCAAAUCUAUUGAGCAAAACAUUUAAAAAACAAAGCACAACAUACAAUUGAAUAGUAAGUGUAAAUCUUGCAUUCAGGUUUCCAAGGGCAGAGUCAAACAUCAAAUCAUUCCUUUCAAAUUUUAGCAAAAAGCUUCCACCGGAAAGUGCCUGUCAUAACUUUUCUUUCGAUGGUCUCACAUCAGGAUUUAUCAACACACUAAGAAGUUUUACAUGUAACCACCAUAUACAGUUUAAUGAAAAGCAUAGCGAAAGACAAAACUAACAGCAAAACAGAAAAGUAGUCGGGAAUUGAUGACUCGGACUAAGACAUAACAACCAGAUUAGCCACUUGAAAACCCGAAUUUCCGGAAAAAUACAAGGUUUAAGACCAUCUCAGCGUCUCUUUUAAUAUUUCUGGUUCCAAUAAGACAUCAUCCCACACACUUGUGAGCUAAACUUGUCAUAAAAUCUGGGAUUUAAAAAUUGAAAUUCAGAAAUUACGAGAAGUCUUUUACGCAAUACUUACACGCAGUUUUUUUUUCUGAAACUGAUUCGUUCUGGAAGUUAACAAAAACCGAAGCCCAUAUCACAUUAAAAGGCGCAGGGAUAAACAUGCAAAAGCUAUCUUUUUAAAACCGACUAAUCUUAACCUUGUCAUUGACAGAGUAAGUGACAGAGUCUUAUAGGGUGGUUCUAACUAUUGAGUCUGAGGACAAAAUCCUAUGGUGUUACCAUUCCAAUGAAACCUCUUCAGCAGUACUUUCACGUGGUACUAUUUAUUUACUAUGUAGUUCUAACUUUUGAGCCUGUGGAUGAAAUCCUAUGGUGUUACCAUUCCAAUGAAACCUCUUCAGCAGUACUUUCACAUGGUACUAUUUAUUUAGUACGUAGUUCUAACUUUUGACUCUGUAGAUGAAAUCCUAUGGUGUUACCAUUCCAAUGAAACCUCUUCAGCAGUACUUUCACAUGGUACUAUUUAUUUAGUACGUAGUUCUAACUUUUGACUCUGUAGAUGAAAUCCUAUGCUGUUACCAUUCCAAUGAAACCUCUUCAGCAGUACUUUCACAUGGUACUAUUUAUUUAGUACGUAGUUCUAACUUUUGUGUCUGUGGAUGAAAUCCUGUGGUGUUACCAUUCAAAUGAAACCUCUUUCGCAGCACUUUCAGAUGGUACUAUUUGUUUUGUAUGUAAUUUUAACUUUGGAGUAUAUAGACAAAAUUCUAUGGUGUGACCAGUCAAAUAAUUAAUGAACCUCUUUAGCAGUACUUUCACAUACUUUCCCCUCUCCCCUCUUGGUCUUUCUUGGUACUAAAAGGAACCACCAGCCGAGUUAAUUAUCGGCAAUCCCAGGUUCAACUCCACAGCCAUGCACAGAAAUCCCCUCUGGCAACUGCAGCUUUUACUCAUCUUACGUUUCAUUUAGAUUAUUUGUUUGUGAUUUUUUGAGAGGAGUGUCAGUAAAAAGCUAGAGAAACUUGGUGCACUUACACUAUAAACAAAGAUUUGCAUUUUACAUUGACAUUGUAAUUCAAGGUGACUGUGACCAAUUCUUCUUCUAAAAACAGUCUCUUUGACUGAUUAUCAGUAUCGCCUAUUGCCUCUUCCAACACCACUUUCAAGAAUGCUUUUCUUUACUAUGCCGCCAUUCCCUUCAAGCUUAUCCCCAACAAGAGUUCACCCUCAAAAUACCCAUAUGGGUACAUGUCUGUGGUUCCCAUUGGGUUCCUAAGUUUAAGACUCCCCAUCUAGAAUGGGGUAGCCUGCAAGUAUCAGAGCUUCCAUUGGGGUUAGGAGAAAGGAGAAGUGAGAUCUCCCCUUUGAAAUAACUUCUGUUAUAUUUGCAUUUCUAGCACUAAUGCUAGUGGGACCAAGCAAAUAGCCUGAAACAAAUAAUCUAAAUCAAAUUUAACAGGGUUACGAAUCCCAACUGGCAAGAGGCAAACCAGCUGGCUAUUCACAAGCGUGGCCAAGGAUAUGAACUCGGAUAACCGAGAGCAAAUCCAGAUAGCGGUCAGGGUGGUACUUGAAGUCAGGGCCCCUGAAUUGUAAGUCCAGCACUUUAACCACUCAGCCACGUUGCCCUCUCUUUUUUGCUAUUUUCUUCACCCUUUCCCCCAGAAAUGCCUGAUACCCGAGCUACAUGUAAGAACAGGGUAUCUUAUUUAACAUGUUUCCCAGAUCAGGGUAUAAUGCUGAACAUACAGCAGUGUUGUGGGGAUUUUCAGGGAUAAUGAAACAAAAAAUUCACAUGUAACAUAACAUGGUUAAGAAUCCCAACUGGUAGGAAGCAAACUAGUUGGCUUUUUUACAAGGUCGGCCAAAGAUUUGAACUCGGGACUACCAAGAACAAAUCCAGCCGGCAGUCAGGGUGGGACUUGAGCUCUGGGUCUCCAGAUUACAAGUUCAGCUCUCUAACCCAUCAGUCACUCUGUCUUCAUUAAAGAAUGAUCUACAAUGAGCAUUAAAAUUUGGCCUAUUUCCUGAACAGGGUUCCGCAUAAUUUUAAAUAUGCAAUUUUCUUGCCUAAAACAAGAUACAAAUUUGAAGACAGGGCAUCAGUUGUUCAAUUUUAAUGUUAGUGCCAUCCACCAGACAAAGUAGUACCCAGAAGGUAAAUAUUAGGGAAACCAAUUGUGUUACACAAUGGAUAGAGAUUUAUCCAGUGAAUAGCAUUAUCAACCUUUCGAAUAACUGGGGCUUGUCAAUAAAUUUCCACCUACAUCUACCCGAGCACCCAACCUGAGCUCAAACUGCAUGUAACACCCCUUUUUGGUAAGAGAAUGGUAGCAGUACGCUUGGGUGUGUCACAUCCACUUUAGUACUUUUAACAGUACAAAGGGCAAGAUUCCACACCACCCCAUACAUUUAUACAUUUUAUCACUUAAUUUCUAUUCAUGUUUUUCUACUUUUAUAAUCCUUGGUUUGCAAUCACAUGACAAGGCAGCCAUGUUAGUGGUCAAUACGACAGAGUUUUUCUCAAAGAAUUUAUAUGAAAAUGGAGUUUACUUCCCACAGGCCGCCACUUGCAAACCAGCAAUGGAAUACAAAAAAAUUAAAAGAUGGUGCAAACUCAGCUGUGUAUAGGGCCAUGUAUGGAUUUUAAUACCUUGUGUAAUGGCGUGACCGCAUGCGUGACACGCCUAGUGACGCUGAUAGUAUGCAUAUUAGGUGUUGUUAUUUUAGAACGUGCUAUGUUGUAUCAGAACGUAGGAAGUAACGGACGCGAGCAGUAAUUUUACGAAUUGAUUGUGAAACAUGUAAGAUGUAAGCCCGACAUUAAACCUUGAGAACACUGUAUUUUUUUAGGGGUCGCGCAAGCAAAGACACGCUAGGUUACUUGAACUAGCGACUUCCAGACAGAGAACUGCAUCACAAACCACUUACAUAGCUUGAUCGGAGGGAAUGCAUAUGUGAUGUUUAGUUAAACUAUCACCACCUAUUUUGAGCCGUUUGAGCAGCAGUUUGUAGAAAAUACAAAUCAAAUCCCUCGUGUGCAAUAAUUAUAUUUCAAACGGACUCAAAGAAAACGACACAUAGAUUUCUUACCACAUUUUGAGCCAUUGUUCCAGCGACACAUCUCCGUCCGGGGAAAUCACGCCAGUGGCACAUCAACACAGAAAUCCAUAUUACAAGUAACGAAGCGGGUAUUUACCCACAUAAAACUGUUCCCUGCGUUAUUUUUUCUUUUUUUGUCGAUUCAACAAAGUUCCUGCGUAUUUUUUGACGUUUUGGGGGUAGUUUUGAAUAGUGCUUUCAGCUGAAUCUUUCGCAGAUUCAAAACAAUCCCGCGCGAUAUCCCAUGACUAUGUAACCGCUCCAUUUAAACUUUGUAACCUCACCAUCCCAUACCCAAAAAGCCUGGGAUUGAGGACGGUAGCCCAAUAAAAUAGACCUCUUUAGCUUGUUGGUUUUUGUUUUUGUUUUUUUUUUUCUAAUGAAAGUCAUGCGAUAAUUGGAUAACACUCUAGAGAACUGUUGCAUUCAAAUUUCGGACCUACAUUGGGAAGCUAAAGAUGUCUAUUGGUUUCCUUAGUAAACUAAGAAGGAUAAACCACUUGCCGUGUGGAGGGUAAGGCACUCUAAAAUAUGAAUUAAAACAAUAAUUCCAGUUUCAGUGACAAAAAACCCCUCGCGUUAACCCUCGUCGCGUAAAGUAGGCUAUCAUAUGGCCCUUCUGGUUAGAGCCCUUUUUUACUGUCCUUCUAUGUCAAAAAGGCAAGGCGAAACGGCUGUUUUCGCAGGCUACACAAUCAUUUGCUUUCCAUUUUCUUUCACAGGUUGUGUCAUAUCUUUCCUGUUUCUUUAUAAGCCUGUCUAUAGCUGCAUUCUGCGUCUCGACUUUACCUGGAAUUCGCGAGGAGACAAAAGGAGAAAUUAUGGGACAUCAAGAAGGAUUGGCCGCUCUUGAAAUCGUCUGCAGCAGCUUUUUCACCCUGGAAUUCCUGAUCCGCGUGACAUUUUGCCCGAAGAAAAUUGAAUUCGUUAAAAAGCCCAUGAACUGGAUUGAUUUGAUAUCGAUUUUGCCAUUCUAUGUUGGGUAUUUCUAUCAUGAUAAUAUGGUGAAAAUGUUUCUUGUAAUCCGAGUGCUGCGAUUAUUCAGGUAUGGGAUUACUCCUAGUAAAAGCGUUUUUGAGCGACGCACUUUAACCUAAAAUGAGGUUUUUUGCCUUUUUAACAUACCUUAACGCUACCUAAUUAUUACAGCCUAAUAGGGGUGGCAAUGGCAAAAUCCAAGACUCGCCGAGACGCCGAGAGAUCCUAGUUAGAAAUCCGAGCCCGAGACUCUUUGUUAAAAAGUUUGGAGACUCAAAAAAAGUAAAAACAAACCAUGCAAAAACGAGACUUCGAGACUUAUCAAAAACGCUUCCGAGAUUUCGAGAUCCUGCCAAAAUUUUCCGAGACUCACGUUUUUCGAAGUACCAUUCGCCACCCCUCCUAAUGUAAAUCUUUUAUCUCAUGGAGAUAACUUGCCUGAAAAUUUAGGAAAAACUGCUCCCAAAUUGUAGUUUUUAUCUUAUGAGAAAUAAUAUACAACUAUCCUCCGAAAGUGAAUAGUGGUGGGUGUGCAUGAAAAUAAAUUUCUACCCACCAGUAAACACCGACAAGCCACGCUUUCUUGGUAUUUGUUUGUACGACUGCUUCAUUAAUCGCUAAAAUUUCGUGUUCAGAAAAUGCCUCGAAGUGAGAAUCCAUUUUGGCUCCUGUCGCAAAACAGUGAAUAUCCAAGGAUAAUUAUAUUCCGAGUGACGGCAGCCAAUCAAAACGCUCGAAAAGUGCUAUUCACUGAUUUGGUAAAUACUAAAGACAUUUAUUAUUUUUUAUUAUUAUUCAGUUAGAAUGCAAAGUCCACUUCCGGUUAACGUGCGACGCUCUCGGAACAUAACCUGCCGCAGGCGUACAAAGGAGAGGGGGGAAGGGAGAAAAGCCCUCCCUUUUCCCCUUCCUACCAGUCCCCUACCCCUUUAAGUGUUAUUUGAAGUUUGACUUUUUGUUUUUAUUUUUGGGGAGCGAGGGUGUCGCAGUGGUGGGAGUGCUCGCCUCCCAGCAAUGUGGCCCGCCGGGUUCAAAUCCCGGCGACGUUGCGUUUCUUAUUCAAUGUUAUUUCUUUUCUUUGCCAUGAAAUGGUUUUCUCCGAGCACUCCGGUUUUCCCUUCUCCUCAAAAACCAAAAUGCCCUACCUCUAAAAUCGUUAUCUAUUUUGUUAUUUUGAUUGUUUGUUUUUUUGUUGCUGUUGCUUUUUUCCUCUCCGUUUUCUUUCUUCCUGUACUUUUGUUCUUCAUAGUAGCUAAAGGAAUCAGGGUUUGUCAAAACUUGAAAUAUAAUGCAACAAUACAAGCGUUCGCGCGCCCUAAAGUCAAAAGCACAGCAUUUAUAGCUAGUCAGUUGAUGUCGUGGUUGGGAGUAAUGAACCGAUUUUAGAGUCGUUUCGCGUGUGUGAUUUCGCUGAACCAAACAAUGAUGUCGUAUUUGUUUAUUCACUCAAAGAAGGCCAGUUCUAAGAGCUAAUAGGUGUAUAAACACUUUUCAUUUUUCAGGUUUGUGAAACUGUCUUACGGGUUACAAAUCAUGAUUCACACACUGAAGGCAAGUUCACAUGAGCUAGUUCUUCUCUUGUUGAUUCUCCUCAUCCCAGUUGUCAUGUUCUCUAGCAUAGUUUACUACAUUGAAAUCAUGAUCGACGAAAAAUCCGAGUUCAGAUCCGUUCCACAGUCAUUCUGGUGGUGCCUCAUUACUAUGACAACCGUAGGAUACGGUGACCUUACCCCGCAAACAUGGCCGGGAAAAAUCAUCGGUGGCGCAUGUGCUGUCUGUGGCGUGUUGAUCGUUGCGUUGCCAAUCUCUGUCAUCGGCAGCAACUUCAGCUUGUACUAUGCGCAUGCGCAAGCGAGGCUCAAGCUUCCGAUGAAACAACAUCGUUUAGUGCUUGGGGGUGUUCCGGGACUGUUAACAAAGCACCAGGAACUAAGCUCCCGUAGGAAGAAAAAGUCGGCCGCAGUGCCAAGUAUCGACCCAGAGAUGAGCAUGGUAACCGAGCGUACCUCGCUCAGAUCUUCGAUGCCUCACAGCCCUUUGCUUGAACUGCGUAGGGUCUCAAAUAAGCAUGCGCAUGACUCGGAAACAGAACUGGUCGGAGAAGAGGAUGAGAAAGGUACCACAUCGCCUCUGCUGAGGCCCAGUCCUCAGAUGCAACCGAGAGGUGAGAAAGUAGGAUUCACCCUUUGUAAAGAUAUUAAGACGGAAUCCAUUAGGAAAUUGCGUAAUCGCUUAAUUUUCAGUGGACAAAAAACCCUGUACUGGAAUGAUUUAAACAAUAUCGCAUUCUUUUUUACCUUUUUAUAAGGGCUAUAGUUGUAAUAAGUUAUCUGUAAUAACAAAAAAGAACAUUUGUUAUGAGAGCCCGAGAAAAUAAAUGUCAAAUUUUACAAAAUGACAUCUUACACAUGAAGUUUUUCAGAAAUUUACCCGCGUUUUCACAAUUCAUGUGAAAUUUGACGUUUAUUUUCUCGGGUUCCCAUGACAAAUAGUCUUUGGUGUUAUUACAGAUAACUAAUUAUAUCUAUAGCCCUUUAAAAAUGUAAAAAAGAAUGCGAUGUUCUUUAAAUUGUACUGGUACAAGGAAUUGUCCUCUGAAAAUUGAAAUUCCUCAACUUCCUGAUGGAUUCAGUCUUAAUCGCCUAGUAGGAGACUGGUUAUUAAAGAUGGCAAACAUCAAAGAUAAAAGCAACGGUGCUACAGUUUACACCCCGGGGGGAUACUGCCAUAUAUGGGCUUUUCAAGCAGUUUACUCUGGGAUAGGAUAUAUAAAUCAGAACAUUUUGGUCUAGAAUAGGGUAUCAUUUUUCAGGAAACUGAUCAGUUGGUUGAAGAUUUUAUCCAGACUAGGGAUUGUGGUAUAAGGUUUUGUUUUGCCUAGACUGUGCUAGUGACCUCAGUAGUUUCUGGAAAACAGCUACUCUAGGAUAGGAGGAAUUUGGGGAGUUUACUCCAGUAUAGGGUAGCAAAAUUCAACUGCACUAGCUCUGGUAUAGGUUAAGGGUUCCAGGGUCCCAGCGGCACAUCCCCACCCAGAAAUUCCUAAAGUAGCCCCCCCCCCCCCCCCCCCCCCCCCCGGGGUUUAAAAAAGCCCCCCCCCCCCCCCCUAACCCCACUGGGAGUUUACGCUGGAAGCUUCCUAACGGUUGACAAUCCUCUUUUCUUUGCUAUCAAAUUGUGACGGAAGAAAUUAAAGCAACGUAUUUAUUGGUAUAUAAGGGAUGCUAUUGAUCGUUGUGCACCUUCAAGUCCACAAAAACAUAUAACAAAAGAGUCUGGCGGAGUUCAUAACUGUUCCACUCUAUUAAUUAUGCUGAAAGGUCACACUAGAGAGGCCGUAAAAGGCAUAAGGGACUUAAAGAAAUGUACGCGAACCCUCCCGAAUUUGAAUUCCAAGGGACCAUCAGGAAGCGAAAGAUAAUUUCGUCGUUGCUUAUUUACGUUCUCUGUGCCAUAAAACAGGAAAUUAGGCAUUUUCACGUCGUAAUCAUCGUGCAAAAAUGGCAAAGAAAUGUACAAAAGAGCGUGAUGCACGUGCAAAGUUGUUGUUUUGCUUAUUAAACCUAUUGUUUUGUUAGACGUCCUCGUUGACGUCGCGUCGAUCACUUAAAGUCCCUAAUUUUUUUGAGUGAUGCACGCACGACAACCGGAAGUUAAAACUUUUCCCUUUUAAUACGCCUUGACGAUACCAAAUUUCUAUCGCUAAGUGUCUUUACUCCUACAGAAAAGAUUUGCCCGCAAAAUUGGGCAAAACCACUGCUCAAGAAUGCAAAAAGUCCACUUCUGGUUGGCGUACGUACGUCCACUUCCAGUUGACGUGCGUUGGUCAAAAAGGUCUUUACCACCGAGGAAUAAAAGCCGUGACCCUAGGUUAACAAAAUAUAAGGUUUUAAUACAGUUUGAUGCCCCCUUUACAGGCCAACCGGACAAGGUCAUAUAUUCAAGGAGAAGACCACGGCGAACAUCCGGGACGCUGCAGCUUCCACGUCAAUCCGUCCAGGAAGAAGUUGAAGAAGGAGAAGAAGUGCAGCAGCAAGCUAAUGCAUUGUCACGUGACUUAUCACGUGCAAAUCAAAUGACCACCGAAAACCAAAACAAGAAAUUUAGCUGCAAUGCAAAUCCUUCACCUGAACGGCCAAAUUCAGAUCGGGAAUCAGUUGCCAUGGUUCAACCUUUUUGCCGGGCGCAUUCUCCAAUUGGAAAUAAUCUGAAAGAAAAAGAUGUUCAGAAUACUGUCAAAGCGCAACCGGAUCCCUUUGAUUCCUUGGAACGUUUACAAAAAGACAAUAUUCGUGCAAAGUGGUUUCUUCAAGACACGAAUUCUCAACAGCCUACAGAAAAAGCCACCCCAAUCAUAGUAAACGGGGAUAUAAACUCAUUUAAUUCAUCGCAAAGGCCUUUACUGGGACAGAGCCCAGGGUCAACCGAGGAAUUGGACAGCAAUCAAUUAUAUCCCACCAUAAGCCCACUAAAGAAACGAAAAUCCUUUUCGGACUCUCUUUUGUGUACUGUUCCACAAGAUGAAGAUCUGAGACAAAGAGACGAUUUGGUUAAUGGCUUGCCAUCUGACCAUAGUAUAGAUGGAGGAGAUGGUUCAGUCAAACUCAAUUCAAAGGAAACCAUUUCUCCUAACUCACAGGGAAAAGGAUCCCCUUUAUCCAAUAAAAAGGUAUUGAAUACCAACGGACCUUGCAGUAAACAUAGUGACGAGGAGACAAUUUCGUCUCGUAACAGAACUACGACACACCCAUGUUAUGAUCCAAUGGAUUUUUCAAAAAGAAGACGGAACGCCGCGUGUGCAGUUGGAAUCUUGCCUCCCUCUGAGAGAGGUAGUGAGAGUGAUUUCUUGGAAACGAAUAUUUAG